AUGGAACAUUUCGUUAAUACGAUAGUAGCCAUAAAUGGGUUUGACACUGGACGUGACCUUCUGAAAUUGUUUGCCUUAUCCAACAACUACAACAAGAUUGCAGCCUACCAGAAGCUAACUAAGAAGAAAAUAGGGCGCGUAUUAGCCUUGAUCCUGCUCGAUAUGCAGUCCAUGGAGCGAACGGAACUGAAAUACGAUCCGCUUGUCCCAGAGGCGAUAAAGCAACUGUACAACGAUACGUUCAAUUUCUUUCCUAAAAGUUUGAAGGACAUCCGCUCGUGUUUGAACAAUGUCAACAUUUAUCAGGGAAGCCCGGAUUCGAAACAGUGCAUUGUGGCAACCAACAAUCAAGUUGAGGUGAAACAUCCCAAAUUCAACAACACCUUAGGACUCAUGAAGGAAGUGAUUCUUAAUUCCACUGGAUGCACCAGCUUUCGACUGGAGCUGGUGAACGAUAUGGCAUCGGUGAAAAUUAUCAACGCUGAAGGAAACGCUCUGACCAACAUCAAUGCUGCAGUGCCAGGAAUGACGGAUUUCAGCUUCGUGGGAGCUCCCUACACCAACAGCGCAAACAUGAAGCUGGACAGCAGCCAGCUAUGGAUCUUGGAUGUAAGCUACAAGAGUGACAUGAUAAAAAUUGAAUCCGAGUUCAAUGUGUACCGUACGGGGCAAGCCUGGAAAUCCAUGGACUAUUUGGUGUAUAAAAAUAUCAACGGAGUCAAUCAGCCCGUAGUUGCCAGGUGGGGCAUGGAAGGUAUGCUAGUAGGUCAGGUUAAAAACUACGCUGAAUGGACAUUUAAAUGUGCUUCGUAA
Messenger RNA from Ochlerotatus camptorhynchus, 813 nucleotides. RefSeq lists its product as uncharacterized. Lineage: Eukaryota; Metazoa; Arthropoda; Insecta; Diptera; Culicidae. The transcript has a single exon. Bases 1 to 813 code for a protein of 270 amino acids. The record is from RefSeq and is a predicted model, not a curated record.